Messenger RNA from Ahaetulla prasina, 2805 nucleotides. RefSeq names its product opsin 4 (gene OPN4). The transcript has 10 exons. Gene Ontology annotation, biological process: G protein-coupled receptor signaling pathway; visual perception. Gene Ontology annotation, molecular function: G protein-coupled receptor activity. Lineage: Eukaryota; Metazoa; Chordata; Lepidosauria; Squamata; Colubridae. Gene Ontology annotation, cellular component: membrane. Bases 292 to 1944 code for a protein of 550 amino acids. The record is from RefSeq and is a predicted model, not a curated record.
AAAACCUGCGCGUGGCAGGGCGUCUGCUCCAUUACCCGGACCCCGGGGUGGGCGGGGGGGCAGGUUAAAUAGACUCGCCCUGGCGUGGAGUCUCCGCAACUGCCUCCAUCUCCCGGCCGAGCUGGAAGUGCCGUCCGCAGCCAGAGAAGCCAGCCUGGGGCCCUUCGUCCGCUAGGAGGGAGCCCGCGGGGCGACCGGACAAAAGCCGGGAGUUCGUCGGUGGAGCGUGGGAAGCGGGUUCCUUGGCGUCUUACGUUAGCCAGCCUGGCCCAGCGGCGCCAGAAGGAUCGGAUGAGCGUUAUGGAAGGAAGGUACCGACAGAACCACACUACAGCAAGUGGUCGCCCAACUAAAGUGGACGCUCCUGACCACGUCCUAUACACUGUAGGCUCUUGUGUUCUGGCCAUUGGUUGUGUUGGAAUUAUAGGAAAUCUCCUUGUCCUCUAUGCAUUUUACAGCAACAAGAGGCUGAGGACACCUGCAAAUUAUUUCAUCAUGAAUUUAGCUGCAAGUGACUUUCUGAUGUCUGCAACUCAAGCUCCAGUCUGCUUUUUCAACAGUAUGCAUAAGGAGUGGGUCCUUGGAGACGCAGGUUGUAACUUCUAUGCUUUUUGUGGAGCACUCUUUGGAAUAACCUCAAUGAUGACCUUGUUAGCUAUUUCGGUGGAUCGCUACUGUGUGAUUACGAAGCCUCUCCAGUCCUUAAAAAGAAGUUCAAAGAAACGUUCUUGUAUAAUCAUUAUAUUUGUCUGGCUUUACUCACUGGGUUGGAGUGUAUGUCCAAUAUUAGGGUGGAGUUCCUAUAUCCCAGAAGGUUUGAUGAUAUCCUGUACAUGGGACUAUGUAAGCUAUUCUCCAGGAAACAGAAGUUACACCAUGUUGCUAUGUUGGUGUGUGUUCUUCAUUCCUCUUAUGAUAAUCUUCCAUUGCUAUUUAUUCAUGUUCCUUACCAUCAGAAGUACAGGCAGGAAUGUUCAGAAAUUGGGAUCCAGCUCUAAACGGAAAAAGUCAAGCUCACAGAGCAUAAAGAAUGAAUGGAAACUGGCAAAGGUUGCGUUCGUAGCCAUUGUGGUUUACGUUGUAUCCUGGUCACCGUAUGCUUGUGUCACUCUGAUUGCAUGGGCUGGUUAUGCCAAGAUUUUAACUCCAUAUUCUAAAUCUGUGCCUGCUGUUAUUGCCAAAGCUUCAGCAAUUCACAAUCCCAUAAUUUAUGCUAUUAUUCACCCAAGUUACAGGAAAACCAUUCGAAGAGCUAUUCCUUGUUUGAGAUUUCUCAUACGAAUAUCUCCAAACGAACUUUCCACAAGUCUUGCAAAUUCUUCCUUCCGGUCUUCUAUGUCUAGUCGUGUCUCUUUCGUGUCUAAGAACAAAACCAAUGACAUUGCUUCCAUUUCUGCUAUGGAAAAAACUUGGAAUGAUGUAGAGCUUGAUCCUGUGGAAACAGUCCAUACAAAAUUGCAGCUACCUGAAAGUAAUUCUUUUUCAACAAAUGCAGAAGAAAAAAGUGAAUUGACCACAAAUGCCCUGAGCUGUGAUGCACCAAUUGAAGAAAAGUUUUCAGUAUCUCCCAUCUGUCCAGAAGAACCACUCGAAAGAUGCCUGAAACUAAAUGCUCCAGAACUGCUCCUCUUAACCAGCUCCUUGAGAGCAUUCUCUCUUCCAUUUGACUUGAAUGCUAGCAGCAGAGGAGAGAGCAUGGACAGCUCUCUAGCAGAAAUCCACGAAGACCAAAUAAAUAGUAGCCAGGAUUCCUUGGAAACGCCCAUUCUUCCACACAUCAUUAUCAUUCCUACCUCAGAAUCUACUCUGUCUGAAGAGCAAUCUUUGACCGAAAACACAGAGGAAGAAAACAUUGGUCUGUACUCUGCUCCAGACAAGAACUACCUGUUACUCAAAGAAAGGCUUCAUUCAUCUACUGGACCAGUUGAGACGCUUGUAUCAUAAGCUUGGCUGUUUCUUUGACUAAUGAUACUAAAAACAAAAAGUGCCGAAUGGUUUAAAUGAAACAUUUAUCCAUGCAAUGCUGAGGUCGUUUCUGAACUCUAUGCACUUUGUGGAAGCCAACUGCAACAAUAGGGCAGUCAAAGCAGUCAAAGCUUAUAUAACAUGCUUAUCAACAAAAACCACCUAGUAAAUAUGUCUUUAUAUAAUUGGAAUAAAUGUUCAUGCUUCCAUUACUUUAACUGGAAUGCUUAACAUAUGACUGUCCUAUCACCAAAUUCCAAGAAAAAGUGUUAAGAGCAUAUGUAGCUACUAAUUUUAGCCUGCACACAAUUUGUGACUUAAUCCUUCCUCGGUUCAGUUAUCAGCUGAAAGAUGAUGAGUCAGAAGGACAUGUAAGAGCAGGGAUCUCCAACCUUGGCAACUUUAAGACUUGUGGACUUCAACUCCCAGAAUUCCUUAGUCAGCUUUGCUUGUGGAUUUCAACUCCCAGAAUUUGCUGGCUGAGGAAUUCUGGGAGUUGAAGCCCACAAGCAAAGCUGACUAAGGAAUUCUGGGAGUUGAAAUCCACAAGUCGCCAAGGUUGGAGACCCCUGUGUUAGAGAACAUGCAGCUCCUUAACAAUCAGUAACUUGCUGACAUUUUAUCCUAGUAAAAUAGUUAAUUUGUCAUUUGUCCUGAAAUUGAAAUGCAACACAGAAAUUGAUUUGAAAAUGGAUGUAUUUAAGGAAAAAUUGAUGCAUUUAAAGUUUAUUUUAAAUUUUAACUAUCACAGUCAUCUAUGUCUUACUGACCUGCCAUCCUCACAAUAUAUAUUUGUAUGAGUAUAUUUUUGUUGUUGUUAUUAAAAUCCAUUUACCUUUG